Molecule: messenger RNA, 2489 nt
Organism: Cyclopterus lumpus (lumpfish)
Lineage: Eukaryota; Metazoa; Chordata; Actinopteri; Perciformes; Cyclopteridae
Product: retrovirus-related Pol polyprotein from transposon 412
Exons: 2
Coding region: 57-1583 (508 amino acids)
Biological process (GO): DNA integration
Molecular function (GO): nucleic acid binding
Source: RefSeq, a predicted model, not a curated record
ACAGAGAGCCCUCCCCUUUGAGUAACAAUGUCCAGUCUGCAUGCAGUCCACUGCGCAUGCAAACUCAGUCUGUUGCAAAGGAGGACGUGUCCGCUGUACUACAGUCACACAUUGAGUGGGAUGCUGGUCCGAGGGCCCGUGCUGUUGAGAUGUUGCAGCACUUACCUCAGUUGGUUCCGCCUGGACAAGACGCCUUACCUGCUUACACUGUGAAGGACCUCUGUGAUAAGCAGUUGGAAGAUAGAACCCUCUCUCGUGUUCUGUCCUAUGUUGAGAGACAUCGGAGGCCUUCUAGAAGGGAACGAUUCAAUGAGUCUGUCCUGGUCACAAGAUACCUGAAGCACUGGGAUAGGCUGACUGUGAAGGAGGGUGUACUGUACAGGAUUUCAAGAGACCAGAAGACCAAAGAAAAGCGUUUUCAAUACGUUGUCCCUGACUCCCUGAAGACUGAGGUUCUGCAGGGGAUUCACGAUAGGGCCGGGCAUCAAGCUCAGUCCAGGAGCCUCAGUUUGGCAAGACAAAGGUUUUUCUGGCCAAACCUCGACAGGGAUGUAAGAGACUAUGUUCGUCAUUGUCAGCGAUGCAUCGUUAGCAAGACAGUCGAGCCUGAAGGACGGGCCCCCCUGGAGAGCAUAACGACAACCCAUCCAUUGGAGUUGGUCUGCAUUGACUUUUGGUCGGCUGAGAACUCCAAAAACAGAUCUGUCGAUGUUUUGGUGAUAACUGACCAUUUCACGAGGAUGGCUCAAGCGUUUUCAUGUAAAGACCAGACAGCUAAGCAGGUGGCUAGGGUUCUAUGGGACCGGUACUUCUGUGUCUUCGGAUUCCCGGAAAGGAUCCAUAGUGAUCAAGGUGCUAACUUUGAGAGUCUGCUGAUUAGUGAGCUUCUCAGGGUCUCAGGUGUCAAGAAGUCGCACACAACUCCUUACCACCCAAUGGGGAAUGGGAGUGUGGAACGUUUCAACCGGACCUUGGGUGGCAUGAUUCGAGUAUUGCCCCCUGAAGAGAAGGCUGACUGGCCGCGACGCUUACAGACUCUGACGUUCAUGUACAAUUGCACGGAACAUGAGACGACAGGUUAUUCCCCCUUCUACCUCAUGUUUGGCCGGAUCCCCCGCCUGCCCGUUGAUGUCCUCUUUCGUGCUGUUCUUCAUGACUCUGCUGUAAUGAGCUAUGAGAAGUACGUGGCGAGUCUCGCCAAUGAUCUGAAAGAAGCAAUGGUUAUUGCUCAGGUCCAUGCUACAAAAGAGCAGAAUCGACAUACCCAGCUGUACAACAGGAGAGUAAAGGGAUCCAAUAUCAAGAUCGGUGACAGGGUGCUCUUGGCCAACAGAAAGGAAAGGGGUAAAAGAAAGCUUGCUGACAGGUGGGACUCGACCGUCUACACCGUGGUGGACGUGAAUACAGAGACGCACACGUACAGAGUCCGCGACACAAUCACUGGACGGGAGAAGUUACAGGAUCCUCAGCUUCAGGAGAUGAUGGUGGUGAGGCCGAAGAGAUCUCGUCUGGGAGAGGGGAUGAGCCUCGUAAUGUGGCCAGUGAAAGCCUUGACACUGAAAGUGGCGGAGAACCUCCUGUGACUGCGAGAGAUGGACCCUUGACUGAUGCGGUACCUGUGGAUUCGGAAAGGAGAACCAUUGAAUGGAUUACUCAGUUGUCUGUGCCAAGUCUGGCCGAGGCGGGCACUGCUGACAUGUCGAGUGUUACUUCUGACCUCCAGAACACCGCUGUCUCACUUGAGGACCACACAAACGAUCAGUCUGUGACUUGUGAUUCUUGCCCUUUGACUGCUGCGGAUGUCUCAACAGAUGUGAGACAGUCAGAUUUUGCGCUUGACACCAUGACACAGACAGAUAACACAUCUGACACGUUGCAUACUGUGGUUCGGGUUUCACCCACACACUGUGGUCGUUUUAAUGCACAGGCCAGGUCAAGGUUUGGUCGCUUAAUCAAGCCUGUGAACAGGCUCAUACAGACCAUGUCCAGGCAGGAUGUUGUCCAGGAGUAGCUCAAUGUUGAGGCUGUUUGCAACUCCAUGUUCCAGAUUUGUACUUUUUAAAACCAUAAGUCGGUAGCUUAUGUCUUUACGAGUCUGGAAAGUGUUGUAUUAGUAUGAUGUCCCACUGUUCUGUUUUUCUUGUGUCAUCAGCCUGUGCUGCACUGCACUUUGUGUUUGGGUCUUGUGGGGUGUACAAGGCACCCUGUUGCCAGUUGUUGGGUUGAGAGGCUAGCGCUGCUCUCGUACCACUUCAUCCUUAUGGGAUACAUUUUAUGUUGGUUUUCUUGAAGUUGGCCCUUUGUAAGUUGUCAAAUUGUAAUGUUUUCUUUGGCGUGCACUUUGUAGUUAGUGCUCAUGUUUGAUAAAAUUCAGUGGGGGUGAAUGUAACGGAGUUAGAAAUACACUCUGUUAUUUCUUAUUUUUAAUGUAUUAUAUCUUAUUUUUGUUUAUUAUUCAACGAUCCUGUUGAAGUGUGUGUUUGUGUGAA